AUGGAUUCGUGGGGCCAGGAACAGGACGAAGGUGCAGCACCCAACAGGGGGCACGAACAGUACUCCACAGUUGGUAACUGGGUAGUGCAGCUCGUGCCUUCGAUGCGCACAGCAGCCCAAUCGCCUCUUUGUGUUGCACACACCCAGCUCAUGAAUUGCGUGCAUAGCGAAUGCAAGCGAACUGCACUGGAAAGGUGGUGGCCCAAGAUGUCAAAUACUCGUAACAUGGACUCGAAACAGCAUUCAGCAAGCGACGAGCCAACUUCCGUCAUACUCAUGCUAGGUGUUCGGCACUUGGAUCUCCGCCUGAUACAGUUUUUGGAACUAUACAGCGUUAUUUCGGUCGUCGCAUAUCGAGAUAAGAACGCCUAUAGGGUGCUGGCGAAAGCUGAACAAAUCCUGAAUCGAAUGAUCGCAUACUUCGUUGUACUGUGGUACUCAGUAGGGAUGAUAGUACAAGUACAGAAAAGAAAAGUGAAUGGAACACAUCUGGCAUUGGUCUACGGCGUCCAAAGGGAUACGUAG
Aaosphaeria arxii CBS 175.79 is the source of this 525-nucleotide messenger RNA. RefSeq lists its product as uncharacterized. The record is from RefSeq and is a predicted model, not a curated record. The transcript has 2 exons. The coding region runs from base 1 to 525 and encodes 174 amino acids. NCBI's taxonomy places the organism in Eukaryota, Fungi, Ascomycota, Dothideomycetes, Pleosporales.